AUGAUGGGUUUUCAACAGAGGCUCAAGGGCGCCAUUGAUCGGACCAUCGCCGAGGAACAGGCUCGACAGGAGCAGGCACGACAGAGGAUCGAACCUGGAGGCGCCACCCCGCGCCGCUCCGAUUCCACCUCCUCGCGGAGCAACCAGUCACCCGCGAGACGGCCCCGGCCCAAGAAGGCGGGCGCCGCAGCCGACGCAGCCAAGGACGACGCCGCCGGUAGCCCCUCGAACCCCGACCCGGCCGUCUUCGAAGCAGCCUUCGCCCUCGACGACAGCGAGGAACCCAGCCGCGUUGGGACCCCGAAGCCCGCCGCCGACGCCAUGGAUAAGGACGACGACAAGACGAAGGAGAAGGCCGACGAGGGCCAGAAUCAGAACGGAGAUGGCGACAAGGAGAAGGAGAAGGAGGUUGACGGCGCCGCUGCUGUACCCGCUCCUGCUGCCCCCGAGCUGUCUCCGGAGGUUCGCGCCAAGCUUCGAAAGCUGGACAAGCUGGAGAAGACGUAUCCUGAGCUCCUUCGAUCCUAUCGAAUUGCCCACGGUCGCGCUACAUCCAUCGAGCCCUUCGAGCGCGUGCUUAAGGAGCACACCAGCGUCGGCUCCAUCCGCGAGCCCGAGGCGCUGAUUGAGUACCUCAACUCCUUGAAGCAAAAGGAGCAGAUGAUUAUGGACGAGUACAAGCGCGUCUCGAUCGAGAAGGACGACUACAAGAAGAAGUUUGAAGCGGCCGAGAAGGACGUGGAAAAGUUCAAGAAAGAUGUCGACGAGCUCAAGGCGGCGGCAGCGGCACAGUCUUCGGUUCCGGCCGCCGCCGACAAGACGGAAGAGCCCAAAGAGCAGGUCGACGCCGCCACGAACACCAAGGACGACGGCUCCGUCAAGUCCCCCGACCCAUCCGCCGUCAAAUCGCCCCUGCAGCAGGCGCUAGGCAUUUUCUCACCCAAGCAGAAGACGCAGGAGCCUGACGAGGAGAAGCCCGAGGGGGAGAAGUCCGAAGAGUCUGGAGGCGACUUCUUCUCCUACGAUGAGGAGGCCCCCAAGCUUGAGGCCGAAAUGGCUGCCAAGGAAGAAGAGAUUCAGAAACUCAAGACCGAAGUCAACUCCCUGAAAGCCGAUCUUGCCUCCGCCCAGGAGUCCAGCGCCGACCUCACAGAGAACCUUGAAAAGGCGACAAAGGAGGCUGGCGAACUGCGUGACGUGGCUGCUGUGAAGACUUCGCUCGAGACACAACUUGAAGCACGCAACAAUGAGAUCAAAUCACUCACGGAGCGCCUGGAGACGUCUCAGAAGCAGCUCAAAGAAGUAGAGGCUAAGCUAAAGGGUGAACUUGAGUCCGCUAGGAAGGACGCCAGGGACGUGCAAGCCAAGCUCAAUGAAUCCAAUGCUCUGGUAGACAAGGAAAAGGCACGCGCUUUUGAGGCUUUCACUGCAAAGUCUGACAUUGAGAAGAAGGUGGAGACGCUGAACGACCAAAUUGCGAACAUUAAGAAGGCGAGGGCUCAGCAGGAGAAGAACGUCGAGGAUCUCACCAAGCAAUUGGAGGAGCAGAAGCAGGCCAAGGAAGCCCCUCCAGCCACUCCUACGACCCCAGCACCCACAGAAACUCCUGCAGCUGGCACAGGCAAGAAUGCCAAGAAGAACAACAACAAGAAGAAGAAGAAGGCUGGUGCUGCAGCUGCUGCAGCAGCUGCUGCUACACCGGCAACAACCGCCGGCGCCGCUACGCCUCCCGCGGCCGACGAGGCAAAGGAGUCUGAUACGGAAGCGCUGGAGGCGGAGAUCACCCGCCUGAAGGAGGAGGUCUCGACGAAGGACUCCCAGAUCGACCGGCUUACGAAGCAGCGCAAGACGGAGGAGGAUCUCCGCGAGGAGAUCGAGACGCUGCGCGACGAAGUCACCGAGAUUGGCCAGGAACAUGUGGUGGCCAAGGAGAAGAUCAAGAACCUCGAAGCCGAGAAGAAGGCGCUGGAGACGCGCAUCGAGGAGCUCGAGAAGGAGCUGGGAUCCUCAGCCAAGGACGCAAAAGCGAGCGAGAAGCUGCAGAGCGAGCUGGACAGCCUGCAGAGUGAGUAUGAAGACCUCAAGAGCAAGUCGUCAACGCUGCAAUCGGACCUCGGCGCGGCGCAGCAGCUGGCGCAGAGCAGAUUCAAGGACCUCACGGAACUGCGCGAGGUGCUUCAAAAGGCGCAGCCCGAGAUGAAGAGCCUGCGGCAGGACUCGGCGGCGCUCAAGACGACCCGGGAGGAGCUCGCGGCCAAGAACACGGAACUGCGCAACCUGGAGAAGAAGGAGAAGGAUCUCAAGGCGGACGUGGCGCGUGUCCAGCGGCUGGCGACGGACCGCGAGACGGAAAUCAAGUCGCUCCGUGAGAAGCUGACCAACGAGACGAACAACCGGCUCCGCCUCGAAGAUUCGCAACGGGUGUCAGCUCGCGACCUGCGUCGAUCCGAGGCCGAAAAGGUCGAGAUCAGCGCCAAGGAGGAGAAGACGGCGCGCGAACUACAAAAAGUGCAGGAGGAGGCCAGCAAGCUGCGCCCUUGGGUCAAGGAGCUCGAGGAGCAGGUCGAGAAGCUCGAAAAGGAGAAGAAAUUGCUGCAGCAGGAGGCGGAGCUCAAGACGCAGCAGUACACCAACGCGCAGGGCCUGCUCGGCAGUAUGCGUGACCAGACGGGGGAACUCACGAUACAGCUGAAGGAGGCGCGGUCUCAGUCGGAGUCGCUCGAGGAGGAGCUCGCCGAGAUCCAAAAGCACCUGUCGGAGCGGUCACGCGAGGCGGAGCGGAUGCGUGGUCUGCUGGCGGACGUGGACGAGCGGGCCGACAGCAAGGUGCGCGAGAUGCGGGCGCGCAUGGAGGCGGCGAUCGAGGAGCGCGACCGGAUCGAGGACGAGUCGAGCACGCUCGCGCGGCGCAAGACGCGGGAGACGGAGGAGCUGCGGCAGAAGAUGCGCGACCUGGAGCGCGACAUCAAGACGCUAACGGCGGAGAAGGAGGAGUUGGAGGGCAAGGAGCGCGAGUGGCGCAAGCGGCGCGAGGAGCUCGAGGCAGUGGAGGAGAAGGCCGAGGCGGAGGUGGAGUCGAUGCGGUCGGCAGUGUCAGACCUACGGUCGACUCUUGAUGCGUCGGAGCAGCAGGUGCGAGAGGCGGAGAAGCAGAAGUCAGACCUGCGGCGGCUGCUGGAGGAGUCGAAGCAGCGGUUCGACAAGGUCAGCAAGGAGCUCAAGACGAUGCAGGGCAAGCUCGGGGCCAGCGUCACAUCGGGCCGCAGCUCGGUGGACUCGACACGGUCGGGACUCAACGGAGCGGGAUCGCCGGGGCCCGGGGGCGGCGGCGCGGCGGACACGAUGUACCUCAAGACGAUCCUGCUGCAGUUCCUGGAGCAGAAGGACAACCGGCUGCGGGAGCAGCUCGUGCCUGUGCUGGGCAGGAUCCUGCGAUUUGACAAGACUGAUGAGCAGAAGUGGAAGAGCGCCAUCCAGCACAUUACUGUCCGGUGA
Molecule: messenger RNA, 3495 nt
Organism: Colletotrichum higginsianum IMI 349063
Lineage: Eukaryota; Fungi; Ascomycota; Sordariomycetes; Glomerellales; Glomerellaceae
Product: GRIP domain-containing protein
Exons: 3
Coding region: 1-3495 (1164 amino acids)
Source: RefSeq, a predicted model, not a curated record